ACUGGACUGUGAUGUAUCAGCCCGAUGCUUAGCACCCUCUCUCUCCUUCUACUUCCCUAGUUUGGCUUUAAUAUUUACAGCCUCCUUCUCCAGCUACAUGCCUGAACGCCUGAAGGAAGCAAAACAUUUAUUGCCUCUCCCUCCCUGGUGUUCGCGGUGUUCUCGAGUUAUUUCAUCCAGCCUCAUUCCUUUUACAUCACACGGGGAGAUUUGCCUCCUGGCUGGGACGCCUGGACUUCUUCCUGAGUGGCUGCUGUUUCAUCUGUUGAUUUCACCAAAACACAAACAUGGAUUCUGACUCGGACUCACCUUUUAACUACUCCUGGCCUUCCUUUCCCAAAGUGAAGAUUCGACGAAGGGCCUCGAAACAAGACCGCUCCAUUGAUAUGUUCAAAAAAUCCAAGCACCCCACAACGCUCCUUGCUGCAGGCCGGCUUUCUGACAUGCUGAAUGGCGGCGAUGAAGUCUACGCUAACUGCAUGGUGAUAGAUCAGGUUGGUGAUUUGGAUAUGAACUAUAUUAACAUAGAAGGAAUCACUGCCAAUACCAACCCUGAAUCCAUAGGUUCCACUCUUGGGCCUCAGAGCUGCAAGAACAUCCUUCCUAGUGAAGCCAGCCCUGGUAUGUACCCACUAAGGGAAAACAGUGAAGUGACAUCAAACAUUGAAGCCCAGCAGCGCUUCAUAUCACCAUCUAGUUCAUGUGCUUCCAGUUUGAAUCUUUCUUUUGGUCUGCAUGGAUUUGAAAAGGAACAAAGUCAUCUGAAGAAAAGAAGUUCUAGCCUUGAUGCUUUGGAUGCUGACAGUGAAGGAGAAGGACACUCUGAGCAGUCCCACAUUUGUUACACUCCAGUGUCCCAGAGUUCCUCAAGAACUGGGAUUCCUAGUGGUGAUGAAUUGGACUCUUUUGAGACUAAUACUGAACCAGAUUUUAAUAUCGCCAGGGCUGAAUCACUUUCUUUUUCAAGUAAUCUGCAGUCAAAGGAAUCAUUGCUUUCUGGAGUCCGAUCGCGUUCUUAUUCCUGCUCAUCACCCAAAAUUUCUUUAGGAAAAUCUCGGGUGGUGCCUGAUUUUACAGUAUGCAAUUCAAGUGAAGAGCAAAGAGCUUACAGCUUACCGGAGCCACCAGGAGAAAAAAGGAUUCAGGAAGAAGAAUGGGACAAAUACAUUAUACCUGCCAAACUGGAGUCUGAAAAAUAUAAAGUGAGCCGAACUUUCAGCUUCCUCAUGAAUAGAAUUAAUAGCCCUCGGAAUAAAUCUAAGAUGAAAAACAAGGAUGCCAAAGAGAAAGAGAAACUGAGUCGGCAUCAGUUUGUCCCUGGAACAUUCUCUGGGGUUCUGCAGUGUUUGGUUUGUGAUAAAACGCUUCUGGGGAAGGAGUCAUUCCAGUGUUCCAACUGUAAUGCACACGUACAUAAGGGCUGUAAAGAUGCUUCACCUCCAUGUACCAAGAAAUUCCAAGAGAAAUAUAGCAAGAACAAACCACAGACCAUCCUUGCAAAUUCUUCAUUUAGAGACGUUCAACAGCCUGGCCUCUCCUUGCACCCUUCUUCCUCCAUGCCCAUUGGAUUGCCAACUGGAAGGAAAGAAACUGCAGGGCAGGUCCACCCAUUGUCCCGAAGUGUUCCAGGCACCACCUUGGAAAGCUUCAGGAGGUCAGGGACAUCCUUGGAGUCUGAGAGUGACAGUAGCAACUGGAGAAACAGGUCUCAUUCCGAUGAGCUGAUACAGUCCAUGGGCUCUUCUCCCUCCACGGAGUCGUUUAUAAUGGAAGAUGUUGUGGACUCUUCUCUGUGGAGUGACCUCAGCAGCGACGCCCAGGAAUUUGAAGCAGAAUCUUGGAGUCUCGUAGUGGAUCCCUUGUUUUGUAGUAGGCAGGAGAAAGAUGUCAUCAAAAGACAGGAUGUCAUUUUUGAGCUCAUGCAAACAGAAAUGCAUCACAUUCAGACCCUCUUCAUCAUGUCCGAGAUCUUCAGAAAGGGGAUGAAAGAGGAGCUGCAGCUUGACCACAGCACUGUGGAUAAAAUCUUCCCCUGUUUAGACGAGUUACUUGAAAUCCACAGACACUUCUUUUAUUGUAUGAAGGAGCGAAGGCAGGAAUCUUGCAUUGACAAUGAUAGGAAUUUUGUGAUCAACCGAAUUGGAGAUAUCCUAGUACAGCAGUUUUCAGAAGAAAAUGCAAAUAAAAUGAAGAGAAUAUAUGGAGAAUUUUGUAGUCACCACAAGGAAGCAGUUAAUCUCUUUAAAGAACUCCAGCAGAAUAAAAAGUUUCAGAAUUUUAUUAAGCUCCGGAAUAGUAACCUUUUGGCUCGACGCCGAGGAAUUCCAGAGUGUAUUCUUCUGGUCACUCAACGAAUCACAAAAUACCCUGUCUUGGUGGAAAGGAUACUGCAGUACACAAAGGAAAGAACUGAAGAACAUAAAGACUUAUGCAAAGCACUUUGCUUAAUUAAAGACAUGAUUGCUGCGGUGGAUUUAAAAGUCAGCGAAUAUGAGAAAAACCAAAAAUGGCUUGAUGUCCUCAAUAAGAUAGAAAAUAAAACUUACACAAAGCUCAAAAAUGGCCAUGUGUUUAGGAAGCAGGCACUGAUAAGUAAAGAAAGGACACUAUUAUAUGAUGGCCUGGUUUAUUGGAAAACUGCUACAGGUCGUUUCAAAGAUAUUCUAGCUCUACUUCUAACUGAUGUGCUGCUCUUUUUACAAGAAAAAGACCAGAAAUACAUCUUUGCUGCUGUUGAUCAGAAGCCAUCAGUUAUCUCCCUGCAGAAGCUUAUUGCUAGAGAAGUUGCUAAUGAGGAGAGAGGAAUGUUUCUCAUCAGUGCUUCAUCUUCUGGUCCUGAAAUGUAUGAAAUUCAUACCAAUUCCAAGGAGGAACGAAAUAACUGGAUGAGACGAAUCCAACAGGCUGUGGAAAGUUGCCCAGAAGAAGAAGGGGGAAGGACAAGUGAAUCUGAUGAAGAGAGGCGGAAAGCUGAAGCAAGAAUGACCAAAAUUCAGCAGUGUCAAGAAAUACUCAGUAACCAAGACCAGCAAAUUUGCACAUAUUUGGAGGAGAAGCUGCAUAUCUAUGCUGAACUUGGAGAAUUGAGUGGAUUUGAGGAGGUUCAUCUAGAGCCCCACCUUCUCAUUAAACCCGACCCGGGAGAGCCUCCCCAGGCAGCCUCAUUACUGGCAGCAGCACUGAAGGAAGCUGAGAGCCUACAAGUUGCAGUGAAGGCCUCACAAAUGGGUGAUGUAAGUCAAUCAUCAGAGGAAAGUUGUGCAGAAUCUGGCCUGACAGAUAUGCUCAGUUCUGGUGAUGGACUAGAACGUUCUAGUGAUGGAUCAGGAUGUUCUAGUGAUGGACCAGGACUCUCUACUGCUUCACUAGUCACAGAAGGGACAGGAGGAAGAGGCUGUUGGGAUGUGGAUCCCAGGACCCAGGGUGUUGUAACCGACUUGGCAGUCUCUGAUGCAGGGGAGAAGGUGGAAUAUAGAAGCUUUCCAGGUUCUUCACAGUCAGAGAUCAUACAAGCUAUACAGAAUUUAACCCGUUUAUUAUAUAGCCUUCAGGCCGCCCUGACCAUUCAGGAUAGCCACAUUGAGAUCCACAAGCUGGUUCUCCAGCAGCAGGAGAGACUGUCUCUUGGCCACUUUUUCCGAGGCAGCCCGUUUCAGGACCAGGAGAAGUACCGCAACCUGGAGAAGCAGCGUGAGGAGCUGGCCAACAUCCACAAGCUCCAACACCAGUUCCAGCAGGAACAGCGGCGCUGGCACCGCAGGUGUGACCAGCAGCAGCGGGAGCAGGAGGCCAAAGAGAGCUGGCUGCAGGAGAGGGAGCGGGAGUGCCAAUCGCAGGAGGAGCUGCUGCUGAGGAACCGUGGGGAGUUGGCCCAUCAGCUUCAGGAGUACCAGCAGAACCUGGAGCGGCUGAGGGAGGGCCAGCGGAUGGUGGAGAGGGAGAGGGAAAAGAUGCGGACCCAGCAGCGGCUGCUGUGCCACUGGAAGCACAGCCGGCAGAGCAGCCUCCCCGCAGCGUUUUCUCCAGGAAGCAAGGAGGUAAUGGACCUUAAUCGCUCUGAGAGUUUAUGUCAUGAAAAUUCAUUCUUCAUCAAUGAAGCUUUAGUACAAAUGUCAGUUAACACUUUCAAUAAACCAAAUCCAUCAGAUACCCAUCAGGAUGCCAUUGACCCCCAGAACAUAUCUAACUCUGAUUUGAUAAGGACUAGUGAAAAUCAGGUAGACCUCAAGACAGAUGUUUCUCAGCCCUCGGAUAUCAACCAUGAACUGUGGACAGCCACUGGGUCCUGUCAUCAGAUACCUCCUCUCCACAAAAGCAGCGAGGAUUCUUGUAAAAAUGAUUUGGUCACCUCCCUGACUGAGUUCCCAACCCCCCAGGACUCAACUCGACAUCGCCCUCAACCGCUGACAUUUACAGCGGAAGCAGAGCUAGAUCUACAGACAUUGACCAGACAAGAUGGAGAGAUUGGAGAUCCAGCUGAAGAAAAUAUUGUUUACCUCUAA
Molecule: messenger RNA, 4502 nt
Organism: Trichechus manatus latirostris (Florida manatee)
Lineage: Eukaryota; Metazoa; Chordata; Mammalia; Sirenia; Trichechidae
Gene: ARHGEF28
Product: Rho guanine nucleotide exchange factor 28
Exons: 28
Coding region: 288-4502 (1404 amino acids)
Biological process (GO): cell morphogenesis; regulation of Rho protein signal transduction
Molecular function (GO): guanyl-nucleotide exchange factor activity
Source: RefSeq, a predicted model, not a curated record